CCAAGCACGGUCACACUGGUCAUAUGGAAAUAAGAAAAAACAGCACGGCACGGUAGUCCAAUUAAGUUAAUUUUGUUAAGUAAACAUACAAGUGCAGAGUCGCCGCGCACACCCACGUAACCGUGAGGCCGCCCACUACUCAGUUUUCACCCGUAAACCAGUGCGCGAGUCGUAGUUUCGCCAGCAUUGUGGUCCACGUGUGGAAAUAGCCAGGAAAAGCGAAGGGGCACACACACACAGGCACACGAACGCGCAGCGAGGAACACGUACACAAAUGCGCGCGAGGGAAAAGCGCUAGGUCAGAGGAAAGUGAAAAGUGAAAAGCGAAAAGCGCGUCAGGGAUUCGCAUUCGCACGUAACGCAACGCGUAACUCCAAGGAAAAUGCCGCUGCUCGCCUACCGGGAAAAGCACAUCCUAAGUGCUCAGCAGCUGAGGAAACUGAGCGAGCACAAGUACUCCUGCACCAGUACCAGCCUCCUCGAUCCGCUGCUGCAACCCUGGUGGAACUGGCUGGUCGCCCAGACGCCUCUCUGGCUGGCCCCCAAUCUCAUUACGAUUGUGGGACUAAUCGUCAAUGUGGUCACUACGCUAAUAUUAAUCUGUUAUAGUCCAAAUGGCGUUGACGCUCCGCCACGUUGGACCUGUUUGCUAUGUGCCCUGGGUCUGUUUAUCUACCAGAGUCUGGACUCCAUAGACGGGAAGCAGGCUCGUCGCACGAAUACCUCCUCGCCGCUGGGCGAGCUCUUUGACCACGGCUGUGACUCCAUAUCCACGGUGUUCGUGGCCGUGUCGGCCUGCAUCUCCUGCCAACUGGGACACUAUCCCAACUGGUUGUUCUUCCAGUGCUUCUGUGCUAUUGCUCUCUUUUACUGCGCCCACUGGCAGACUUAUGUGUCCGGAACGAUGCGGUUUGGUCGCAUCGAUGUGACGGAGGCGCAGUUUUCGAUUAUAGCCAUUCACCUAGUGUCUGCCGUGCUCGGUCCUGAGAUCUGGUUGACUAAGAUCGGCAUUGGCAGUAUAGAGCUUUGGUAUGGCCCGGCAAUGACGACCAUUGUGUGCGGUCUGCUAUCCCUAGCUUAUGUAUUUUCCGUCAUUAAAGCCGGUGGUGUUGGCAAGAAUGGCUCGACAGUUGCUGGCACCAGUGUCCUGUCGCCCAGCAUUCCGCUCACGCUUGUGGUGCUGCCCGCCCUGAUGAUUGCCCAGAAGUCGCCGCAGAACAUCUUCACCGAACACGCCUCGGUGUACAUUAUGGCCUUCGGCAUGGUGGCCGCUAAGGUCACCAACAAGUUGGUGAUUGCCCACAUGACCAAGUCGGAGAUGGACUACCUGGACUGGUCGUUGCUUGGCCCCUCGCUGCUGUUCCUCAACCAGUACUUCAACUGCAUCGUGCCUGAGAUCUGGCUGCUGUGGUUCACCCUGAUCUGGGGCACCCAGGAUCUGCUGCGCUACUGCUCGCAGGUGUGCCUGGAGAUCUGCCAGCACCUGCGCAUCGAUCUCUUCCGGAUACCGUAUACGCCCAAGGGCGUGGCAUCGCAUCCGGCCACCGCCUCGGUGAGCAGCCAGAGCAACUUUGGCGGCAGUGCGGACAAGAACGGCGGCACCGCGCAUCGAAAGUCGAAGAGCAAACCGCACUAGGUUUUGGUGUCUUGCUACAUUAAUUAGUUUUCUUUUACAAAUUUACGUCGUUAGAGCCGAGGGAUACUCGUAGGAGCAGACGGAGCGCAAUUUAAUACAAACCCGUUAACACAACCCAACAAAAUUCACCGUCGAUAUUUAAACAAAAACAGGAGAAACACAACCAAACAAAAUAAGAAAAGAAAACAAAAAAAGAUAGAAAAGUUAGCGAAAGGCGAAGCAAAAUGUUGCUCCUACAUUUUAGGAUAUAGUUUACAACACGUUGUUGUAGCAAAGAAGGCGAGGUGGCUAGGGCUGCUGGGAGAAAGAACUGUUGCAGUCUCCGAUAUCAAUUAUAUGGCUAAAUAUAUAAAUAUAAAUAUAUUUUGUAUGAUUGUGUAAGUUGUAAUAAAUCUAGAUUGCAGUAUUUUUACUGUGCUAAAUCACA
Drosophila rhopaloa is the source of this 2063-nucleotide messenger RNA. It is a transcript of the gene bbc, whose product is annotated as cholinephosphotransferase 1. Bases 383 to 1636 code for a protein of 417 amino acids. Gene Ontology annotation, cellular component: Golgi apparatus; endoplasmic reticulum membrane. Gene Ontology annotation, biological process: phosphatidylethanolamine biosynthetic process. Gene Ontology annotation, molecular function: diacylglycerol cholinephosphotransferase activity; ethanolaminephosphotransferase activity. The transcript has 6 exons. The record is from RefSeq and is a predicted model, not a curated record. Lineage: Eukaryota; Metazoa; Arthropoda; Insecta; Diptera; Drosophilidae.